AUUCUUUUGUUUUGUUUUUUGCUUGAUCUUUUUCCUUUCGAUUCGCUUGUGGGAGAACGAAACUUCAAAGAAAUAGAUCAAUUUGGCUUUUUGAAAAAUAUUCUAUGAAAGAAAUGCCUCUCACUUGAACUUAAUGCUUAUAUAUUCGAGUUCACUCACAAGUACUCUACAUCCCGGAAUAGAUAGAGAGACAGUGAGAAUGAAUCCCAAAGUGUACGAGGCUGCAAAGUCGGGAGACUUUGAUUCUCUGGAGGCAAUAAUUUCAGGAAAUGGAGAGGACAUUUUCCACCAAACAACACCAAAGGAGAAUAACAUUCUUCAUGUUGCAGCUCAAUACAAGCAGGUGAAUUUCAUUAGACAAAUUCUUCAAUGUUCAUCAGGGCCGUCCCUUCUUUGGCAGGGUAAUUGCAGAGGAGACACUCCCCUACACCUUGCUGCUAAAGCAGGAAGCUGGGAAGCAGUUCAAGUCUUCAUUAGUCUAGCAAAAUCACUGCAUUGGGUUAUUGAAAACGGACAAGUUGACGCAUGCAAAGGACUACUUCGAAAGCCCAAUUCGCAUAAGGAUACCGUGCUACACUAUGCAUUAAGAGGAGGCCAUCAUGGGGUGGUGAAGUUGCUGAUUGAAGAAGAUCCUCAACUGUGUAAUAUUACUAAUGCUGCUAAUGAGUCCCCCCUGUAUCUUGCAGCACAUCGAGGACUUCCUCUUAUCACUGACCUGAUUUUAGGUGUUUCUCCGUUGUCAUUCUCUCAUAAGGGCCCUAAGGGAAUGACAGCUCUGCACGCCACAUAUUUUCGUCCAAAAUCUAAUUGGUGGAAAAUCAUGAGGAAGAGGCCAGAAGUGAUCAGAGAAGCAGAUGAUAUUGGGUGGACUCCUCUUCAUUAUUACGCUUCGUCCGGUUUAGUCAAUGUUGUUAAAGCACUCCUGCAAUACAAUACUUUUGCGGCAUACGACAUAGACAAAGAGGGGCAAUCGGCUCUUCACAUUGCAGCCUUUCGUGGUCACGUCAAUGUCAUUGACGAGCUUCUUAGAUCUUGUCCCGAUGCUUGUGACAUUAUGAACACCAAAGGGCAAACGGCUCUUCAUGCAGCUGUUAUCGGUGGACAAGUAAAUGUAGUCAAGUACACACUAGGAAUGCCAAACCUGGAGGAUCUUAUCAACGAACAAGACACCGAUGGAAACACGGCUCUACAUUUGGCUGCACUUCAUAAACAGUACAACAUCAUAUACACACUGGCACGAGACAAGAGGGUGGACUGUUUGGCCACAAAUAAGGAUCAUUUGACCGCCCGUGACAUUUUUGGAAUCUCAUAAGGAGGUAUGCUUGCUUGAACACCAUAGAGCUUGAUUUGAUCACUUGAAAAGUCAUUUCUUUGGUAUCAUUUAGAAACUAUGGCCCAGGUGAUACUAAUUUCAGGUGCAAACAAACAACCCAAUCAAAAUCUUUUUGCAUCAACUUGUUUUGCUUAUUCAAUUGUUUGAGCAUAUUGACUACAUUGCAGUUUUCUCAGCAAACAGUAACAUAGAUUGCUUUAUUAAGGGUGACAUACAUUUGAAAAAGGGA
Eucalyptus grandis is the source of this 1562-nucleotide messenger RNA. RefSeq names its product protein ACCELERATED CELL DEATH 6. NCBI's taxonomy places the organism in Eukaryota, Viridiplantae, Streptophyta, Magnoliopsida, Myrtales, Myrtaceae. Bases 134 to 1312 code for a protein of 392 amino acids. The record is from RefSeq and is a predicted model, not a curated record. Gene Ontology annotation, molecular function: protein binding. The transcript has 2 exons.